UCAUCAUGCAUUGGUCUGUUUGCAAUCCGAAGUUUAGUUAGCCAUCGUAAUACGACAGCUCAAGUCGUAGACAGACAGGCUGCAGCCCGUGGUCGAGACAAAAGGCUCUCGCAGACGUAAGCUAAGCUAAACGCGCAGUGAACUUCAGUUCAGGCUCUACUUUACCCAGUGGUGUGAUUUGAGAAAUGGCCGUCGCAGCAGCCCAGAAAAAUCGCGAAAUGUUCGCCAUCAAGAAGUCUUACAGCAUUGAGAACGGCUAUCCAUCCCGCCGUCGUUCACUGGUAGACGAUGCCCGUUUCGAAACCCUGGUAGUCAAACAGACCAAACAAAGUGUACUUGAAGAAGCUCGUGCCCGUGCUAAUGACUCUGGUUUGGAUUCCGAAUUCAUCCAAGAUGUCUCUCAAAUUGAUGACGCCGAGAAGACCGAAGGUGUCCAAAACGAAGAUUGUAAAAACGGUCACCUUGAAGGAGGUAACGAGACUGGUACAAAAUCAGAUGAAGAUUACACUCUUACUGAAGAGGAAGUUAUUCUACAAAAUGCUGCAAGUGAAAGCCCUGAAGCAGAACAGGUGAUCCAAAAAGCUGCUUUACUUUUGCGUAUGCGAGAUGGAAUGGGCUCUCUUGCUCGCAUUCUUAAAACAAUUGAUAACUAUAAAGGUUGUGUUGAACAUCUUGAAACUCGGCCCUCCCAAAUAUCAGGAGUCCAAUUCGAUGCACUCGUAAAGGUCAGCAUGACCCGCAUCAACCUGCUCCAACUUAUCCGGGCACUCCGUCAAUCAACCUCAUUUGCCGGUGUAAAUUUGCUUUCGGAUAAUAUUUCAAACAAAACUCCAUGGUUCCCUCGUCAUGCUUCCGAUCUUGACAACUGUAACCAUCUUAUGACCAAAUUUGAGCCAGAACUUGAUAUGAAUCACCCAGGAUUCGCUGAUAAGGAAUACAGAGAACGUAGGAAACAAAUUGCUGCUGUCGCUUUUGCAUACAAAUAUGGUGAUCCAUUUCCAGCGAUUACUUACACUGAAAGCGAGAAUGCUACCUGGCAACGAGUAUUCAAUACUGUACUGGAUUUGAUGCCAAAACAUGCAUGCCGUGAAUAUAAGGCCGCUUUUGGUAAAUUACAAGCUGCCGAAAUCUUCGUGCCACACCGCAUUCCCCAGUUGGAGGAUGUAAGCAACUUCCUCCGCAAACAUACUGGUUUCACCCUGCGCCCAGCUGCAGGAUUACUUACGGCUCGAGACUUUUUGGCUUCUCUCGCUUUUCGUGUAUUCCAAUCAACACAAUACGUGCGCCACGCUAACUCACCCUUCCACACUCCUGAACCGGACUGUAUUCAUGAACUAUUAGGACAUAUUCCACUUCUAGCUGACCCAAGCUUUGCUCAAUUUUCUCAAGAAAUUGGUCUUGCUUCACUCGGCGCUUCUGAUUCCGAAAUCGAAAAGCUUUCUACGGUUUACUGGUUCACGGUCGAAUUCGGUCUUUGUAAGGAGAACCAACAACUGAAGGCAUACGGAGCAGCUCUUCUAUCGUCUAUCGGAGAACUGCUUCAUGCUUUAAGUGACAAGCCUGAACUGCGACCCUUCGAACCAUCUUCUACUUCCAUUCAACCUUACCAAGACCAAGAGUACCAACCAAUUUAUUACGUGGCUGAAAGCUUUGAGGAUGCAAAAGAUAAAUUCAGACGCUGGGUAUCAACUAUGUCAAGACCAUUCGAAGUGCGUUUCAACCCACACACAGAGCGCGUGGAAAUCCUCGACUCCGUAGACAAACUUGAAACACUCAUAUGGCAAUUGAAUACCGAGAUGCUCCACCUCACUAAUGCUAUCAAAAAACUUAAGGAUUCAUCCUUUGAGUAAACCGGAUUCCCCUCUUCUAAUAGACCAGAGCACGCGGUUCAACCGCUUUGUAUAGCUAGUGAUAUUAUAGAAUUAAGUGUUGUAUGGAGAGUGAGUGUGGAAACCAUCGGAUGGUACUUCUUCGAAUUCCUUUUUUACAUUAUUAUUUAUUGCCAAGCUCAUUGCCCGGAUCUCGAGACGAGCGUAGAGCUCCUGAUUGCCCAUUUAGGGAGGCUGUGCCCGUUCGCGAUUCCUUGAUAUUAUAUUAGUAUUAAUUUAUAAUUUAAUGAUAAACACAAAUUAUUAAAAAUUGGAGCACCAAAAAAUAAAAAAAAAAAUCAAACAAUAAAUAUGUGUUUGAAUGGAUA
Messenger RNA from Danaus plexippus (monarch butterfly), 2197 nucleotides. It is a transcript of the gene ple, whose product is annotated as tyrosine 3-monooxygenase. The record is from RefSeq and is a predicted model, not a curated record. Gene Ontology annotation, molecular function: iron ion binding; tyrosine 3-monooxygenase activity. Gene Ontology annotation, cellular component: cytoplasm; axon; perikaryon. The transcript has 8 exons. Gene Ontology annotation, biological process: dopamine biosynthetic process from tyrosine. Bases 186 to 1850 code for a protein of 554 amino acids. Lineage: Eukaryota; Metazoa; Arthropoda; Insecta; Lepidoptera; Nymphalidae.